UGCUUUUCCAGCUGGCCGGCAGCAAAGAAAAGCAGCGUCUCUUUCAAAUAUGGUCAUAGGGGCCGCCGGGAACCGGAGGGAAGGCAAACAAGCCUCCCUUCCAUUCCUUUCCCCAGAAAACAAACGCGCGCCCUGGGUGCCUCCGUUUGGCGCCUCUUUUCUCCCUUCUGCUGAGCGCGCCGGAGCUCGCCCUCGACCCGCGGCGACCAAGCAAAGCCGGGGCGGCGGCAGCAGCAGCAGCAGGUCCAGCAAAAGUUGACCACCUGCCGUAAACAACCCCCAAGCUGGGCAGCGGGACCUCCCCACACGGAUAGUUGGCGGCGACCCCAGCGAAGCAAGCAGGCGAGGCUGGCCAGAGGCAGGACUUGAGGGCGCAGCGCCUUAGCCAAGCCUUAUUUAUUAACUCUCUACGGUGGGUGGUGGGUGGGAGGGGUCCCUUGGAGCUGACAGUCUCCACAUGGGACAGCGGGGAAGGCGUUCCCACAAUGCCCCACGACCAAUCCUAGACAGUUGCCAUAAAUGUGGGUUGGGGGCUUUUCUUGCCACCGCUGCUUCUUGACAGCCGGGGACCUCCUACUCCUCCUACCUGCUUGCCUUUGUUUUCGGCUUCCAAAGCGCUCCUCGGCUGCGCCACCUGGCAAUUGCUUUGGAAAGCAGUGAUGGCAUUGACUGGACAGGAGGAAUAUACCUAUCUAUAUAAGGACCUCUCUCAUCCUGUGGAGUUCUUAGAAGCCUUCAGAACAUUCUACCGGGAUGGUUUAUUCACAGAUAUUACUCUUCAGUGCACUUCGGGUGUGAUUUUCCAUUGCCAUAAGGCUGUGCUGGCUGCUUGUAGUAACUACUUUAAGGCUAUGUUCACUUCUGACAUGAAAGAAAAGUCUAAGAACCAGAUCAAGCUUUCUGGGCUCAGUCCCACCAUUCUUGAAUCCCUGGUGGUCUAUAUAUACACGUCGGAGAUUCAGAUAACAAAAACAAAUGUUCAGAGCCUCCUUCAAGCUGCAGAUCUCCUUCAGUUUACCUCAGUAAAGAAAGCCUGUGAACGGUUUCUGAUAAGGCACUUAGAUGUUGUCAACUGCCUAGGGAUGCACUCCUUUGCAGAGUACCAUGUCUGCUCAGAGCUAGAGAAGGAGUCUAGAAGAAUAUUACUAUCUCGGUUUGAAGAAGUGUGCAGGCAGGAAGAGUUUCUGGAAAUCAGCGGCGAGAAACUUCAGUUCAUUCUCUCCAGAAAGAAUCUCAGCAUUUGGAAAAAAGAUGCAGCGAUAGAGCCAGUUGUUAAGUGGAUAUCUUAUGAUAUGGACAAAAGAACUGAGUACAUUUAUGAUUUGCUGAGCUGUCUUGAAAUGGCUUUAGACAAAAUGUAUUUGAUGUCAGCCUUAAGCUUGCACAAGAAAUGCCAGUUAAAUGAAAACAAGAUCAGGUCUCUAAUAGACAAUGCACUAAGCUAUAACCCCAAAACACCCUCUGUAAGGUCGACAGCUGUUCUGUAUGUGAUUGGAGGAUAUUACUGGCAUCCUUUAUCUGAAGUGCAUAUAUGGGAUCCUAUCACCAACACGUGGAUCCAAGGUGCAGAUAUGCCGGACCACGCAAGGGAAAGCUAUGCAGUCACUGGUUUGGGACCCAACAUUUAUGUAACGGGGGGUUAUAGAACAGACAAUAUAGAAGCCCUUGAUAUAGUGUGGAUAUACAACUGUGAAGCCGACGAGUGGAGUGAAGGCUGUCCUAUGCUUAAUGCAAGAUACUACCACUGUGCAGUUACCUUGAAUGGCUGCAUCUAUGCUUUAGGGGGUUACAGAAAAGGAGCUCCAACUGAAGAAGCAGAAUUUUAUGAUCCUUUAAAAAUGAAAUGGGUCCCCAUUGCAGACAUGAUCAAAGGGGUUGGAAAUGCCACUGCUUGUGUCCUGAAUGAAGUAAUCUAUGUAAUCGGAGGUCACUAUGGUUACCGGGGAAGCUGCACUUAUGACAAAGUCCAGAGGUAUUGUUCGGACAUUAAUGAAUGGAGCAUAGUAACCACUGCCCCAAAUCCAGAAUAUGGAUUGUGUUCCAUUGCCCUGGAAAACAAGCUCUAUCUUGUGGGUGGACAAACCACAAUCACAGAUUGUUAUGAUCCAGAACAAAAGAAAUGGAAACAGAAGGCUGAUAUGAUAGAAAGAAGGAUGGAAUGUGGAUCCGUAGUCAUGAAUGGCUUCAUCUACAUAACAGGAGGAUACUCAUCUUCUAAAGGAUCGUAUUUGCAAAAUAUUGAGAAAUAUGAUCCUGAAUGUGAUAAAUGGGAAAUUGUGGGCAGCCUUCCCAGUGCAAUGCGUUCACAUGGUUGCGUAUGUGUGUACAACGUGUAACAGGAAGGGCAGACCACUUUUCUGACAAAAAAACUCCUAAAUGUCAUGGAAAUUAUAGAAUUGGAAGAAGAUGACCCUCUAAUGGUGGGAUUUUGCCUAUUCAUUAUGUUACACCAUCCACUUCGAUUUCUGCUGGUGUUUACAGUUUCAAAAGGAAAGCAGCCCUUGAAUCUCUAAUAUUCUGUGAUCAAUCUGCCAUCUUUUUGCACUAAGUACAAACUAACCUAUCAGGCCUGCACACACCGCUCCCAUGGAAGUAUAAACUGAAGACUUGGGCAUUUCACCAUGCUGAGUAAUAAGUGUUUGUUCUCUCUCUCACUCUCACACACACUAUAUAUGAGCUUUGGUGAAAUUAAACGUUUGCAUGUUACUUUCACAGCCCAAUCCACAGCCGGUGGCCAAGGAAUAUUUUGGUGACACAGGGAGGCAAAAUACAAAAAAACCCCUCCCCCCCACCAGAAAGCCCUUCAUUGGGCUCAACGAGUUUACACCAUCCAAAAGGGCAGCAUAAAUCAGCCCAUGCACCAGGCCAUUGCGUAUCUGGAGGCAAAGCUGGGGUGGAACCCAACUAAGGUCUCUUCUACCCCUGCCCAUGCCUCUGAAACCCCUACUGUGCCAGUGGGAUUGACAAUGGCAUGAUGGGUGUCUCAGGAUCACCAACUGUUGAAUUUGCACCACCCCUGGGGUAAGUGCUCUGGGGAGUGCAUUUCUGCUGGCAUAGGGCUGUACCACCUCCCAAUGGCGAUUCGGCACCUUCUCUGGAUUGGCCAGUAAAUGAUCUAGCAAAAGUAUUAUGCUGCUUGGAUUUUUUGUACUAUUUCAUUGCAAUAUAUGGAAAACGUGAAUAAAACAGCAAUUCAGCAAUAAAUGAAGAACAGGUAGUAACAGUGACAAUGACUGUCCCAUGUAGUUUUCUAAUGGACUCUUAUGGUUGCCAGUGAUUGUUGUCUAAUACAAUGUGGGUUGUAUUGCUCCACUUAAGUAAGGCCAGUAGAUAUGCGCUUUACAUGCUGUUCUCUACAUAUGAAUUUUAAAUGCAGCUAUCAGGAUACCAUUGUCUGUAAGUGCAUCGUAGCAGUGUAUAGGUCACUUUACAGUAGGAAGUGAGGCAAUUACAUGACCUUGGUCUUAAUAGGGUAGAAAUUUCUGUUCGUAGUCUGAAUAAAUGGCCUACUGCAGAUGAAACAUGGAAGAUAAACCAAGAUAAACAUAAACAUAGUUGCAUAGUUCGGCAUUUUCCAAACAAAUUUCAGACUGGGCUUAAUAGGCUAUUUGUGAGCCAUUUUGCUGAUAAUUUCACAUUGAGAAAUGACUUAUUUUAGUUUUUAAUCAACAAAGUAAAUUAUGACAGAGGCCUUAAAAGUAAAAUAUUGUGUUCUUUUAGUUUGCCUAUUUUGAAUGAAGGAGUUUAUCUAUUUCUAAGUUUAUUUAUUUACCUACUUGAAGUGGCUCUGUGGCAUACAGAACAGGCAACUGAGGGAACUCUGGGGAUUUUGUGGGGUGUGGGGAAUGGGCAUCAGGGAGGGUUGAUUUCUUUGUGGUCUGGUGUGAUUAGAGCGCUAGGCAAGGAUCAUCACGUGACGCCUGUGCAUAUUUCACAAGUUAAGCCCAAAUAUGACCAACCUAAAUCAUUAAUAAUUUAAAAGCAAACAACAGUGUGCCUUGGGGCCCUAGCGAUGGAAAGUGUACAAUUAUAAGAACACUUUCCUGGGAAUAAACCUCAUUGAAUGGUAGGCUUCUGAGUAGACGGUUAGGAUUGCUUUCGAAGGCGCAGUCCCAUGCAGAGUCUGCAACCUGCAGCUCUCCAUAUGUUUGUGGACUACAAAUCCCAUCAGCCCCUGCCAGCAUGGCGAAUUGGGGUUUGUAGUCCACGAACAUCUGGAGAGCCGCAGGUUGCAGACCCCUAAGCUGACUGAUUUUAAUAGUUUUGUAUGGGAUUUCACUGUAAAUGCAGUACAGGAUAUGGAAGUAAAACACUGAGAUUAAAAGGAUCUGCAAAACGCUUGGAAAGAUUUAACAGUUGAAGGGCAGGGUAAAUGCAUUUUAAAAAUUUAAAUGUAUAAUAACAAUAAAUACCUCAUAGGAGGUAACUAAACACCAAUUACUAUGAAUUCAACAAAUGCUGACAUUGUAGCAAAAUUCCUCUGGGUAUAGAGGAUGAACAGAACAGUGAUAUCUAGAUUGUUUCCUAUUGCCAAACAUGCUGCAUCAGCAUGAGGAUUCCUAGGAAGAGAUAUCAAUAUUACUGAUCAGUGAAAUAGAACAUUUAUGUAAACCUUUACAAUUGGCAUGCCACUGUUACAAUCAUGACUCCCUUUGAGUUCCGUCUUAAAACUACAUUUUAAAAAUGUCUUACCUCUAAACUUGGGAAUGUUAUGUACAGUUUUCACAUUUUUAUAUUGCUGUGGUUGGGAUGAUUUGUUGUUAUUUAACUUUAAUUUAUAAUAAAUGUGCCACACAAUGAGCAA
This is a messenger RNA of Sphaerodactylus townsendi, 4804 nucleotides long. RefSeq names its product kelch like family member 23 (gene KLHL23). NCBI's taxonomy places the organism in Eukaryota, Metazoa, Chordata, Lepidosauria, Squamata, Sphaerodactylidae. The record is from RefSeq and is a predicted model, not a curated record. Bases 660 to 2336 code for a protein of 558 amino acids. The transcript has 4 exons. Gene Ontology annotation, molecular function: protein binding.